GUUAGCUUGAUUAGUGCAACUUCAAGCUAGCGUCAACAAAACUAAACGAAAACCAGUCUGGAACCUAAAAGUAUCGACAUACAUGUAUACAAAGGUAAUGACAGGGAUAACAAAUAUUAACAAUCUGAACAACACUGAAUAUAAAUAUAUUGGACAUAUACAUGUAUAUGUAUAUAAACAUACUGUGGUACGUGAAACUGCACCCACCUCUCCGACGGAAGUCAUGGCAGGAGAAAGUGAGGGGGUGCAGCCAACAUUUAUCCCCAAUACAGAAAAAAAAACAAAGAAGAAGAAAUAAAGAAGAGGGGCUCCAGUUCUGUGCUAUCAGGUAUUACAUAAAUAACUAGAUUUAAGAUAAUAUUAUUAUACAGUUCUAAGAUCAGACUUUGUGUAAUUAUAACAAUAUAACCCGGUUACAAUAGCAAGCCUACUAAGUAGUAGUAGUAGUAAUAGUAAUAAUAUUAUAGCCUACUUGCCUAAAACGCCUCCCCUCUCAAAUAAUCCGACUUUACCUGCUACGUUUUUUGAUGGCUCAACAACGUGUCACAACGUCCAAAACUGUCUGAUGCCCAAGAGAGGAAGAAAAGAACAGAAGAGAAGGAAAAACUCAACAAAGACAGAGAUAAUGUCACGAUGUGCUGCUGAGGUCCCACCGUUGCGAAUCCUCCUGUCGCCUCCACGUCAGCAGCACAACCUAGCAGUGAUGCAGCAGCAUCAAGAAGCUGGCAGAAACUUGCACGUGGGUUGCUUUGAGAAUCUCACUCUUCCUGUUACAGUGGCUGCUGCUGAAAGAAACUUCUCUAAGCUCAAACUGAUCAAAACUUACUAAUAUGAUCUACUUUGAUGCAAGAACAUCUCAGUGGCCAUUAUAAGCAUAAACCAUGUGGUCUCAAAGCAGUUGUCAUAUGACGCUGUUGUAGAUGACUUUGCUGCAAGAAAACCUGGAGUGUAAAACUGUAGCAGGUUAUGUGAGUUUGAGGAGGUAAAAGUGUAGUUUUUAAGUUAGGCAGUACCAAAAACACCACUCGACGUCUUUAUAAGAAAUUUUUAUUAUUAUUUAAAUCUUCGUAUUUUUUGUGCCUAAUCAUUUCUUUAAUAUUUUAUUUUGCACAGUGCCGCAUUUAUAUUGGAUUUUUUAGUUGAUGUCACUUGGUAACACUUUUUAUUUUAGGAGUAUUAAUAGGUACUUUAUGUAAGCUAUUAUAUUGUAUUUCAUAUGUUCAGUUAACUUUUUUGUAUUAGUUUCUUUAAUUCUUUAGUAUUUAGUAAGUAUCUUGAAUGCGCAAUUGCUUAGUUAAAUAAAAGAAUGUCCAAGACAAAACCAAUACGUUUCUUAUCAGUAUAUACACUGGCAGUGAAAUUUACUGCGAUGCAACAGGGCGCCACCUGAAAUCUCGCCUAUAGGGUGCCAAACCGGGCCGUGCCUGUUUAUUCUUAUGUACGUAGUUUAUUGGUGUUUGAAUAUUUUUUUUUUACUUGAAAUUAGCUCAAACUCAGACUGCGAAGCUACUGACUGUAAAAUAACUUGAUGCUGUAUAUGUGUAUACAUAUGCAUUUAUACAUAUAUUACAUGUCAGACCUGAUAAUACUUUCAGCUAUUUUCAAUCCUUCCUUCUAUACUAUUAUGUGAAAGAUAAUAUAAGAUAACAUAAGAAAAAAAAACUUUAAUAGUCACUAUUAAUGUCAUGUCACUGGUUAAACCGUUAUCAUUCAGGUAAGAGGGUGUGAGGGGUGUAGGGUACGGUAGGUGGCGGUAGUGGAACUUUAAGGAUCCAAGUCGCAGUUAAACACGAAAGAAGAAGAACACCACCGAAGAACAUGAAGAUGAGUCGGGACUGCGUGAGAUCUGGUGUCUUUGUUCCGCCAUCUUAGAGGCUGCAGUCAGAGCAGAAAGCCGCUAACAUAUAGCGACCAAAAUGGAUCAGUACGAACUCAAAUGAAAAAAGAGGACGCGGAUGUUUUUCAAGACCAGUGCAAGAGCGAUAUGGAGCUUCAGCACCCGAGUCUAACCGAGCAGCACCGGUCCACUAGCGAAAUAAAGGAGGAGGAACAGGAUCCGAGUUUAACCGAACAGGACCCGAGUUUAGCCGAGCAACACCGCUCCACUAGCGGAGUAAAGGAGGAGAAACAUGAUCCGUGUUUAACCGAACAGGACCCGAGUUUAGCCGAACAACACCGGUCCACUAGCGGAAUAAAGGAGGAGCAGCAGGACCAGAGUUCAGCCGAGCAGCACCGGUCCACUAGCGGAAUAAAGGAGGAGGAACAGAACCCGAGUUUAACCAAACAGGACCGGCCAACUAACCGAAUAAAGGAGGAUGAACAGGACCCAAAUAUAAAUGAGCAGGACUUGAGUUUAACCGAGGAAGACCGGUCCAUUAGUGGAAUAAAGGAGGAGCAGCAGGACCGGUCCAUUAGCGGAGCUGAGGAGGAGCAGCAGGACCGUGACCACGCUGGUCCCACAGAUCAACAGGAACACAGAGGCAGAAGAGCUUCAAAGCUGUGUCGUUGUCAGAAGUGUAACCAGACCUUCACCAAACCAUCAGAGCUAAAAAAACAUAAAAAAGUUCACUCUGAAAAGAAAACAUACAGCUGUGACCAGCGUGGCAAAACCACCUCUGCGAAAAGUAACUUAAAGACCCAUAAUCAAAUUUAUACUGGAGAAAGCCCAUACACAUGCACUGCAUGUGGAGCAGAUUUCCACGGGUCAAAGAAUUUAAAAAUUCACUAUUGUGUUCACACUGGAGAGAAACCUCACUCAUGUGAACAGUGUGGAAAAGCAUUCUCUCGCCUCAGUAGCUUUCUGACACACCAACGUGUUCACACUGGAGAGAAGCCUUACUCAUGUGAACACUGUGGAAAAUCUUUCUCUCACAGCAGUACUUUAGUGAGACACCAGCGUGUUCACACUGGAGAAAAACCUUACUCAUGUGAACACUGUGGAAAGCCGUUCUCUUGUCUCAGUUAUUUAUGGGCACACCAGCAAAUUCACACUGAAGAGAAACCUCACUCAUGUGAACAGUGUGGAAAAGCAUUCUCUCGCCUCAGUAGCUUUCUGACACACCAACGUGUUCACACUGGAGAGAAACCUCAUUCAUGUGACCAGUGUGGAAAAGUGUUCUCUCAGCUCAGUAACUUACUGGCACACCAACGGAUUCACACUGGAGAGAAACCUCAUUCCUGUGAACAGUGUGGGAAAGCGUUCUCUUAUCGCAGUAGUUUACUGGCACACCAACGUGUUCACAAUGGAGAGAAACCUUAUACUUGUGAACAGUGUGGAAAAGCAUUCUCUUGUCUCGAUUAUUUACGGGCACACAAGCGUCUCCACACUGGAGAGAAACCUCAUUCAUGUAAACAGUGUGGGAAAGCUUUCUCUCAACGCAGUAGUUUACUGGCACAUCACCAUGCUCACACCGGAGUGAAAUCUCAUUCAUGUGAACAGUGUGGAAAAGUGUUUUCUUUUCUCAGUAAUUUAACGGCACACAAACGGAUUCACACUGGAGAGAAACCUUAUCCAUGUGAACAAUGUGGGAAAGCGUUCACUUGUCGCAGUCAUUUACGAAGACACAAAUGUGUCCACACUGAAAAGAGCCCUCACUCAUGUGAACAGUGUGGAAAAGCGUUCUCUUGUCUCAAUUAUUUACGGGCACACCAAUGGGUUCACACUGGAGUGAAAUCUCACUCAUGUGAACUGUGUGGGAAAGCUUACUAUCAACGCAGUAGUUUACUGGCACAUCUCCGCCUUCACACCGGAGUGAGAUCUCAUUCAUGUGAACAGUGUGGAAAAGUGUUCUCUUGUCUCAGUACCUUACUGACACACCAACGGAUUCACACUGGAGAAAAGCCUUACUCAUGUGAACACUGUGGAAAAGCUUUUUCUCGCAGCAGUAGUUUGCUGAGACACCAAAGUGUUCACACUGGAGAGAAGCCUUACUCAUGUGAACACUGUGGCAAAGCUUUCUCUCGCAGCAAUAUUUUAAAGGCACACCAACGUGUUCACACUGGGGAGAAACCGUAUUCAUGUGAACACUGUGGCAAAGCUUUCUCUCGCAGCAGUAGUUUAUGGGCACACCACCGUGUUCACACUAGAGAGAAACCCCGGUAAUGUGAAAACUGGAAGAGCAUUCUCUAUCAGUAGUUCUUUGCUGCUACAGCAACAUGUUCACACUGGAGAGAAACCUCACUGGCGUGAAAAGUGUGGAAAAGUGUUUUCUUGCCUCAGUUUUCUCACUGGCCAAAGACCCAAUUUAUGUGAAAGCUGUGGAAAAAUAUUUUCUUAUCCAUCCAACUUGGUAAAGCACCAACUAAUUUAUCUGUCAAAUUAGGACAUGUUCAUCCAUCAUAUGAAUGUUCCAGAACGUCUAAAAAUUGGAUUUUGCAUAAGCGGUCUUCUUUAAAUGAUUUCAGUUGUUUCACUGUUUGUUGCUUUACAACGUUCCACUUUGUAGAAACCUGUGGCAAAUACAUUGGAACCAUCAAAGAACACCAAUUUGUUCAGUAGACAGAAUACUUUAAUUUGGUGUAACAAUGGUUAAUAUGCACCAAAGACUCAUUGAGUUACAAGAUGUCCUGUUUAAUUUCAAAGGAACGAAACAAAGAAACAAACAGCAAAAUUCUAUGGUGGAAAAGAUAAGUGUCCACUCUGUGUUGUGGAAUAAUACAUGUCUUAAAGCUAAAAAAAGUGAUAUGUUCUUCUGUUAAUUCUGUUUAAUGCGUGCAUGUCGAAUAGUUACGCACACCAAAUAUAUGUUUCACCCACUUUUUUAUAUCACUUUUUGAAUUAGUUCUUAGUUUUCUCUCUGCUCGCUUUCUUUUAGACAUCUUACUUUUUAAUUUUCUUGAUUUUUGUAACUACCUUUUAACAUCAUCUGUAAGCAAACUUAGUUUUUUCAAAAUAAAGUCAUGCCAAACUAC
Messenger RNA from Betta splendens (Siamese fighting fish), 4911 nucleotides. RefSeq names its product zinc finger protein 260-like. The transcript is spliced from 3 exons. The coding region runs from base 1937 to 4102 and encodes 721 amino acids. The record is from RefSeq and is a predicted model, not a curated record. Gene Ontology annotation, cellular component: nucleus. Lineage: Eukaryota; Metazoa; Chordata; Actinopteri; Anabantiformes; Osphronemidae.